UUAGCGGGAUACCUGUGGGAAGCCAUUUCGUGAUUACUUCAAAUACCAAAACAAAUUUACCGACCGGUCUUUAGAAAGGGCUAGAAACUAAAAUAAUAUUCAAAUUGCUUGCAUUUAGUGUCAACUUAGUGUCAACUCGCCAGAGGGGACAAAAGAUCCGGAUAGCCAUUCGUCAACAAAUCUCGCUGCUUUGUUUGACGUUGCGUUUCCAAGGCAAAGACCACUGUCGCUUUCCCUUAUCAUCGCGUUUACAUUUCGUGGUGUAUUAUUUUCUUAACGGAGAUCACUUAAGUGUCACUAACGUAGAAAGAAGUUUAUACAUUUUGAAGAGAUAACCCUCGAGAAAAUGAGGUGUUUUAGUUUGUGGCAAUCAAAUAGUUAUUGUGAUUAGAAAUUGUCGAAGAGCGCGGGAGGAUGACCAGGUCGUCAGUUGUCGUCCUGUUUCUGAGUGUUGUGACAUCUAUAAAGUCAGACGAAGCGUCAGACAAUUCCGCGAUCAUCUCAUUCAGUGACGUCAAUCUGGCAUCAUGGAAAAGCGAUGGAAGAACCGACAAGUUUAAGGAUGCCAUGGCAACAGUCACUAAUGGUUACUGCUCUAGCGACCCGGAUAAGUGCGGGUUACAGAGAUGGAAUGUCACAAGAAAUUUUCAAAGCAGCGACGUGGUGCUUUUGGCAGGAUUUCCCAAACAACGCGACAAAAACAUCGAGCUGAAAUUCUACCUCCACCUUCCCGCUGGAAACGAUAUAAGAAAGACCUCCCAUACUGUUCUCCCGAAAAGCGUUCUAGAACACUUGAUCAAGGCGAAAUCGACUGAUGUGAGUUCCACGGUUGGAGUGGAUGUGAUGGAUGAAAAGGCGAUGGCCCCAUUAGAUGAUACGCUGAACUAUAUCAUGAUUCCGCUCAGCUUUGGGGUCCUCUUGGUACUGUGUUUCGUCGCGUGCUGUUUAAACCUGAUGCAAAAAAGGAAAGAAAACGCACGAAGGCGGGAGCACAAGCGAAAUAUACAAAUGGAACCCAAACCUUCAACUUCUGGGACGUUAAACACGCCGCCUGACACUCUCGCAGUCAGAGUAGAGAGAUCCAAGAAGAAUUCCAAAAAGAGUGAAAUACAAGAACCCAGUGAUGAAACACCGACACAAACAGACGCAGCCGUUGCUUGUCUCGAGGAAGGUGCGGCAAGGGCGUCGGGAAGGAGGAAAAAGAGGUCGAAAAAGUCACAGAAAGAGGAGGGUCACGAAGAGGGGGCGCAGGCGAAUGAAGGGUACAUGGGAGAAGAGGAAUCCGAUGAGGAAGAGGGCAACGAGGAUAAAGAUGUCGGGAUAACCUCACCCGAAUUCGCCAACGGCAUUCGUUCUUCCAAGAAAAAAAAAAGACGCAAGACAAAUAAGACAUGUGACCCGCAGCUCAAGGGGACAGACUCGGAAGACGAGGGGAGUGGUGGACAGGUACCUCCUGAUGUCCUGCCCUCUAAGCUUCCGCCGCUCAAGAAGCUCCCACCCCUGAGCCAUCUAAGAAAAGAGAAGCUUGACGACAACGACAAGUAGAUGAUAGAAGCCACAGGGGUCCCAGACAUCGCGUUCAGCGCAUCCAGGCACAGAGCGACGGGGAAGGGGGAUGCGGUUCCCCAUUUCUACCCCUAUGACUUAGAUUUCAGAAGAAAUGUUUUAGUUUGAAUCUCAAAUUCACAAGUCUACCUACGCCAUGUUUGUAUGUUUCCCUCUCCCCCUUCCCGUUCCUUUCGUGCAAUCCUGGAUCCGCCCUUUGACGGCGACGUACUGGCUUUCGGAGGUUUCUUGGAAUUGUUCUCGGAAAAGCUGAGCUUCUAGUAAAGGCUCCGGGUGUUAUCAUACAGAUGCGGGCUAGUGAAAAUUUAGAUAACCUUUAUUCAUCCUUCAUUCUGGUCAUUGAAAUGACAAAUUUGUGCGCACAAGCCCACAAUUGUACAGUAUUUGUACCAAAGAUUAGGAAAAAUGUAUACAGAA
This is a messenger RNA of Nematostella vectensis (starlet sea anemone), 1983 nucleotides long. RefSeq lists its product as uncharacterized. Lineage: Eukaryota; Metazoa; Cnidaria; Anthozoa; Actiniaria; Edwardsiidae. The record is from RefSeq and is a predicted model, not a curated record. The coding region runs from base 415 to 1545 and encodes 376 amino acids. The transcript is spliced from 5 exons.